Prorocentrum cordatum is the source of this 1749-nucleotide messenger RNA. Lineage: Eukaryota; Dinophyceae; Prorocentrales; Prorocentraceae. The record is from the annotation of a GenBank genome assembly.
AUGGACCUCAAGCUCGACUGGCUCGUGUCCCACGCCCGGGCCUCCGGCACCGCUGGCAGCGCCGGCGACGCGGGCUGCAGCUCGCGCGCCUUCGGCUCGUGGGGGUCGGCGCCGGUCUAUCGCGGGGCGGCGGAUCUCCGCGGCGCUGCGGGCGGAGGCGCUCGGAUCAACGUGAUGCCCCCGCCGGAGACCGGCGCGCCCGCGGCCGCGGGCCCUGAGCCUGUCGCUGGCCUCCUCAGGUGCCUGUCGGCACAGGAGCCGCUCGACCAGGGCUGCCUGAGCAACCGGUCUUCCUCCCGGUCCCAGCCCCCGCGGUUGUCGGGGCAGCACCGGCGAUCGUCGGUGAGGGUCAACGCCGAGGCCGCUGGCUCCUUCAUCCCCAACCUGAGCAAGAGGCACGCGACGAUCCGGACUGCAUCUGGCUCUGGGUCUCCGACGGGGGGCUCUCGUGGUAGCGCCGGUUUCCCGAGGCCUGGGUCCGACAUGUCACGCCAGGUGCCCGCCGUAUUGAAGGGCAACUUCUUCGCCAGGAAGCUGCGAGAAAGAUCCGAAAGCACUGACACGGAGGAUGUGAUGAAACGGAUACAGUCGCUCCCCAGCGUGCUGCGGGUCAGCAGGAACAAGACGGUUGAUUAUAUCUACACUGUGCUGGACGACCCCUCCUCGAGCACCCUGGCGUGGUGGACUUCCAAGUGUCUGCAGGGACUCGUGCUUCUCAGCGUGCUGGUCACCUUCCUGCAGAUUGUGGAGGAUCCGCCUCUGCAUGGGUGGCCAGCUGCCAUCGUCGAGACGGUAUUUGAUGUCGUAUUUCUGAUCGAGUUCGCAGUUCGGCUUUGCUGUGCGCCGAGCAAGGCUAGCGUCGUCUUCAUCUCCCACACGUGGAUCGAUAUCAUAGCGGCGAGUGCGAUCGUGGUGCGGGCAGCGGUCGGCUUCGUGCUCCCGCAAAGCCAGGAUGACCCAGUCUCGAUAAUAUUCUUGGGAGUUGUGCCGACCAUCCGGCUUUUGAAGGUUGUGCGGCAUUUCGAAACUUUCAACGUGCUCAUCGCGGCGGUCUAUAUCACGAUGGAGGCCCUUCCGAUGCUUCUGUACGCCGUUGCGCUCAUCACGAUGAUAUUCGCAACUCUCAUUUACGUGGUUGAGCCAGAGCUGUUCUCGUCACCCUUCAGGGCUGUCUGGUUCUGUCUCGUCACCGUCACCACGGUCGGAUAUGGGGACAUAGCUCCCGAGACUACAGCAGGAAUUUCAAUUGUUAUGACUUUGAUAGUCCUGGGGGUCAUAAUGAUGGCUGUGCCUAUCGGUAUUAUCGGGAACACUUUCAACCAGGUUUGGAACGCGAGGGACUACUCUCUGCUGCUCUCGAAGACGCGGAUGAAGCUGCACAAAUGGGGCUACACGGCCCACGACAUUCCAACAUUGUUCAGGCUUGUGGAUUCCAACGGCAAUGGAGUCCUCGAGGUCGGCGAGUUCUGCGAGCUGGUGAAGGAGAUGAAGAUCGGCCUCCCAGAGGAUCGGAUCGCCGCUCUGUUCGAGCACAUGGAUAAGGACGGAAGCGGAGGACUGGACGCGGCCGAGUUCGCCAUGGCGGUUUUCCCGGACACGUUCCUAGAGGCUUUCGUCACGCACACGAACGGGCGUCGGUCAACCAAAGCAGAACCUUGUUCGCCGUCUGUCAGGCAAUCGAGGCAAUCGAGAAAGGAGCCCUUGUCGCCAGCCCUGGACAGGCCGUCGACGGCGUUCGUCGGGCAUUAG